Messenger RNA from Rubroshorea leprosula, 1919 nucleotides. The record is from the annotation of a GenBank genome assembly. Lineage: Eukaryota; Viridiplantae; Streptophyta; Magnoliopsida; Malvales; Dipterocarpaceae.
AGGGGCAAAAUAGUCCUUGCGACAGAAAAUCUUAACUUCUGUGUAGCUUUAUCAUUUUCCUGAAUCAGCAACAACUGGGCCGCAGUUGGCCUCACUGCAUUAUUUUGCCCCUGCCGAUAAUUCAACGCCAACCCAUCGGCAUGAUCAUCUUAUCCUAUUGCUUUUGCUUCUGGGUUUGUAGGGCAUAAGUUAAAAAUUAUUAAUUAGAGUAUUUUUAAUUAAUUUUACAUAAAUUUUUAUCUAAAAUUUAUAAUUUAAUAUAUUUUUUAAGGUUAAAUAUUAUAUUUUGUUUUAAUUUUAUAUUUUAUAUUAAUUAAAUUUAAUAUAAAAAUUUAUAUAAAAUUAAUUAAAAAUACUGCAUCUACCUCCCUAAAGAAACCCAUUCAGCUACUCUACCCUUUUGUCAAGAGAGCAAAGCCAAAGCCUCCUUCGAUAGAUACUGAUAAAAGAGAGGAGGUGAUCCCCUGAUUUCGAUCUUGGAGCACGAUUCCGAUCAUGAACGACGGAGAAGAUGCAGCUCGUCGCCGUAGUGCCGUCACAGACCACCGCAAGAAGCUUCUUCAGCACAAAGAGCUCGAAUCCAGAGUUCGCACAGUGAGGGAGAAUCUGAGAGGUUCAAAGAAGGAAUUCAACAAAACCGAAGAUGACUUGAAGUCUCUCCAAAGUGUUGGGCAGAUUAUUGGGGAAGUUCUGCGGCCUCUUGAUAAUGAACGCUUGAUUGUUAAAGCAAGCAGUGGCCCUAGGUAUGUGGUUGGCUGUCGCAGCAAAGUAGACAAGGAGAAACUGACUUCGGGAACUAGAGUGGUUCUUGAUAUGACAACACUUACAAUCAUGCGGGCUCUUCCACGUGAGGUUGAUCCUGUAGUUUACAAUAUGUUGCAUGAAGAUCCUGGUAAUGUUAGCUAUUCAGCUGUUGGUGGUUUAUCUGAUCAGAUCAGAGAAUUAAGGGAAUCUAUUGAGUUGCCUCUUAUGAAUCCUGAGCUCUUUCUAAGAGUUGGAAUUAAACCUCCCAAGGGUGUUCUACUUUAUGGCCCUCCAGGAACUGGCAAGACACUGUUAGCCAGGGCAAUUGCCAGUAAUAUUGAUGCCAACUUCUUAAAGGUUGUUUCAAGUGCAAUAAUUGAUAAAUACAUUGGGGAAAGUGCAAGGUUGAUACGAGAAAUGUUUGGAUAUGCACGUGAUCACCAACCCUGCAUCAUCUUUAUGGAUGAGAUUGAUGCCAUUGGUGGACGCCGUUUCAGUGAGGGAACAAGUGCCGAUCGUGAAAUUCAGAGAACAUUGAUGGAGCUACUGAAUCAGCUAGAUGGGUUUGAUCAGCUGGGAAAGGUUAAAAUGAUCAUGGCAACAAACCGACCUGAUGUUCUUGAUCCUGCACUUCUUCGUCCCGGACGAUUAGACAGAAAGAUUGAGAUUCCAUUGCCAAAUGAGCAAUCAAGGAUGGAAAUUCUCAAGAUUCAUGCUGCAGGAAUUGCAAAGCAUGGAGAGAUCGACUAUGAGGCUGUGGUCAAACUUGCUGAGGGGUUUAAUGGAGCUGAUCUACGAAAUGUCUGCACUGAAGCUGGAAUGUCAGCAAUCCGUGCAGAACGAGAUUAUGUCAUCCAUGAAGAUUUCAUGAAGGCUGUAAGAAAACUGAACGAGGCUAAGAAACUGGAAUCUAGUGCACACUACAGUGCUGAUUUUGGGAAAGACUAGAAUACUCUUCUUCCUCACAGAGCCAUGGAGUGCUGGGCAGUGCAUUCAUUUCAGACAUCGUUAAGCUGUACUUUCUACAAUUUUUUCCUCAACUUUAUCUUAAACAUCGUCCAGCUAUUUGUAAUCGGAAUCUUGUUAUUUAAAACUUUUCCCAUAUGACUACUCAUUUGCAACGUGGUGCCAAUUAGGCAAUCCGUUUCAUAUAAGAUUAAACUACUUCUGUUUGG